This is a messenger RNA of Carassius auratus (goldfish), 1010 nucleotides long. RefSeq names its product family with sequence similarity 89 member B (gene fam89b). The record is from RefSeq and is a predicted model, not a curated record. The coding region runs from base 116 to 640 and encodes 174 amino acids. NCBI's taxonomy places the organism in Eukaryota, Metazoa, Chordata, Actinopteri, Cypriniformes, Cyprinidae. The transcript is spliced from 3 exons.
GGCGAGGUUUAGCUGUACAAGACAAAAGAAAACGUUAAACGAAAACAAAAGCUGGGCUCCUUGGUCUCCUGUCCAGUUUUUGCUUAUAUCUAAGGCGAAAACAGUGGAAUCGGAAAUGAACGGGUUUCAGUCCAGUCCAGCGGACUGUCCGGCUGGAAGCGUCUGCUCUAUUGAAGGCUUGCCUCCGUUACCUAAAGGACUGAGCGGUAUCCUGAACUCGAGCGGAGGAUCCUGGAGGGACAUCGAGAAGGUCUACAGCAAGAGGACGCGCAUCCAGGCGGACAUCAGCAAGUCCAGAGUGAGCGACUGUCCUGACCGCAGUAAACCAGCGAGCCUUGACGCAGCGCUGGCCGUGCUGCGCAAAGAGAUGGUUGGACUUCGACAGUUAGACAUGUCACUGCUGUGUCAGUUGUGGUCUCUAUAUGAGUCCAUACAGGAAUACAAAGGAGCUUUCCAGGACAUCUCUUCUUCCCUGUGCGAGAGCUCCUUCAACACCGAAAAUGGUUAUUCUGAAGAUGAAGAGGAGGAAGAUGAAGAUGAACAUGAAAGAGAGAGUGGGGAGACGCUGUUGUCCCUUCCUCAGCCCACUCAAAACUCUCGAGACCAGUGGAUCAAAGACUCCUUCCACAUCCCCAUUUAAUUGAAGCAUGUGCUCUCUCAGCUGCAGUAUGGAUCUCAGUAUAGAUUCUGUAAGCAUCUAAAUGAAACAAGGCCUUUAUUUUUGUAGGAUACUAUUACAAUGGUGAUUGUAAGGUUGUUUCAAAGGAACUAUGAAAAACUCCCUUUUCACUGCUUGUGAAGUCAUAAAGACCGGAUGAGGAUUGACAGGAAGAGGAUGUUGUAACCAGAAGCAGUGUGGUCAAGGUUGUUUUUCUACAUAUGGUAAAUACAUCAAACAAAAGACAUGCCUUACACAGUAUUCUCUUUUGUGGUCACAAUUUCAUUAUAUUAUGUAGAUUCAUCAGAUGUAUAUUGUCACUUAUCGCUAUAUUUUCUCGAUCACCUUGUAU